GUCCGCUGCCCUGCGUCAUGACGUCCGCUAACAAGUCUGUGACGUAUUCUGUAAUGGCGGUCCCCUGGUUACAAUGGGGUCUGUUGUUGCUGACUUGUUAGCCGAUUUAUCGUGAAGAACUGCGGAAUAUUCCUCCAGCCGGCUGUUGUUGUUGUUUUUUGGGGUGCUUUAGUCCGACGGCUACAUGUUAAAGCAGUCCAGUGCAGCGGGUCCAUCAACCGUCGCCUCUCCUCAGCCAAUGAAGGAAUCCAAGGAGAACUUGUCAAUGUCCGGCCAAGGAAUUCUGGACCACAUCAAGCCAUGUUGGUACUGGGACAAGAAGGAUUUAGCCCACACCCCCUCUCAGUCUGAAGGCCUGGACCCUGGCACAGAGGCCCGCUAUCGGAGAGAAGGAGCGCGCUUCAUUUUUGAUGUUGGAACCAGACUUGGCCUACAUUAUGACACGCUGGCAACUGGCAUCAUAUAUUUCCACCGUUUCUACAUGUUUCACUCCUUCAAGCAGUUCCCCAGAUAUGUGACAGGUGCUUGCUGCCUUUUUCUGGCAGGGAAAGUGGAAGAAACCCCAAAGAAGUGUAAAGACAUCAUCAAAACAGCCCGCAGCUUGCUGAACGAUGUGCAGUUUGCCCAGUUUGGAGAUGAUCCGAAGGUGCAGUUGGAAGAGGUGAUGGUGUUGGAGAGAAUUUUGCUCCAGACUAUCAAAUUUGACCUGCAGGUGGAGCACCCAUACAUGUUCUUGCUGCGCUACGUCAAGCAGCUCAAAGGUGAGAAGAAUAAAGUGUGCAAGGUGCUGCAGAUGGCAUGGACCUUUGUCAAUGACAGCCUGUGCACCAUGCUGUCCCUGCAGUGGGAACCAGAGAUCAUUGCGGUAGCCGUCAUGUACCUGGCCGGCCGCCUCUGUAAGUUUGACAUCCAGGAGUGGACCGCCAAGCAGUCGUCACGCCGAUGGUGGGAGCAGUUUGUCCAGGACGUCCCAGUUGAGCUGCUUGAAGACAUCUGCCACCAGAUCCUGGAUUUGUACUCCCAGGGAAACAAGCCCAUCCCUCAGCAGAUACAGGAAAAGGAGCGUGCACCUGUUCCUCCGGUCCCUGCUCCUCCAAUCCCACAGGGACAACCACCAACCACCAAUCCUCCUCCCCCACCGCCAAAGAAGACUUCCCCUCAGGGAGGUAGCCCUGCACGCCAGCUCAAACGCUCACAUACAUCCCCAAAAGAUGAACCAAAGGCUCCAGAACAAGUUGGAUCCAAAAUUCCUAGACUGGAGAGCCCCAUGCCCCCUCUGCCUACAACGCAGCCUCCCCCAGACCGCAAAGCCCCGGCUCCAGCCCCUCCCACGGAAGCCGAACCAGGAAGCGAAGCAGUUCCUCCUCCCCCGCACGCUCCACCCCCACAUCAGCCCCCUCCCCUGCCCCAUCGCCCUCCUCCACCUCCACCUUCCAACUACAUCAUGUCUACCACCAGCUCCUACAUGUCCGGCGAAGGUUUCCAGAGCCUGCAGUCGAUGAUGAAGACAGAAGGUCCCUCCUACGCCCCUAUGCCGCCCAGCUACGCACCCCCAAUGCCGCCAUAUCACCCCCACGUCUAUCCGUCUGCAGCACCACCUCCAGGCCCUCCGCCUCCUCCUUCUUCCUACCCGCCACCCAACUUGCCACCAACGUAUCCGCCACCGGGCUAUAACAGCUAUCCUCCUCCGCCCCCUCCACGCAUGCCACCAGGCCACGUACCCCCUCCAGGUUUAGGUCUUCCACCUGCUGGGUACCCUCCUCCACCCCCUGUGCCCCCAGGACAGUCACAGGUCCCACUGCCCCCUCCACCUGGCAUGCCCCUGAACCGUGGUGGGUGGAUGAGAUGAAAGCGUGACAGCAGUCUAUGAACUGAAUCUGUGUAGAGCCACAUCUGGGAGGUGGAAAGCUCUCUGGAGAGGGAGGACAACCGGGAACUUGUUCUGGUACAAACCGAGGCAGAGCGUUCAUUGAUGAGGUUCUUAAUGAAGGCUGAACAACAAAUAGACUUGAAAGGUAAAGUGAGGUCUGGACAGUUUUGUUAUGAGAACCUGAACUGGCACUAAAAAUGACUGCAGUCAUAAUAUUAACUUUAAAAAUAAAAUAAAUGAUAGACAUGUACAUGAUGGUACUUAAAGGACCAGUGUGUGAGAUUUGGGGAUUAUUGUAACAAUCAAAUAAAAUAUAAAUAACUAGUUUUCAUUGGUGUGUAAUCACCUGAAAAUAUGAAUUUUUAUGUUUUAUUACAUUAGAACGAGCCUUUUAUAUCUACAGACACCACUGGUCCUCACCCACAGAGUCCACCAUGUUGAAGCGUCAUGUUUUUUCAGUAGUUAGGCCGUUUGAUGGCCACAGUAGUUUCUCUGUCACACUUGGGGUUGUAGAGCGAGUAGAGGGGGUUGCAAUCUGCAAUCGCACCGCUAGAUGCCACUACACACUGGUCCUUUUUAAUGUGCCUAGUUCCAGGAUCUGACAACAAACACAGUGCACUCAUUGUUUUUGUUCUGGAAAUGUAGUUUUGUUUUUUUUCACACAUGCUCAUUCACUAAUUGUAGGUGGAUGAAAUGUACCAUUUUUACUAAACCUUUAAGUGGAUAAAAGGUCUUCUAUUUCCUUCUGUAUUCUUUCACCCUGAUUAUGUGU
This is a messenger RNA of Larimichthys crocea (large yellow croaker), 2642 nucleotides long. It is a transcript of the gene ccnk, whose product is annotated as cyclin K. Bases 185 to 1849 code for a protein of 554 amino acids. NCBI's taxonomy places the organism in Eukaryota, Metazoa, Chordata, Actinopteri, Sciaenidae. The transcript is spliced from 11 exons. Gene Ontology annotation, biological process: regulation of transcription by RNA polymerase II. Gene Ontology annotation, molecular function: cyclin-dependent protein serine/threonine kinase regulator activity. The record is from RefSeq and is a predicted model, not a curated record.